Molecule: messenger RNA, 999 nt
Organism: Dissoconium aciculare CBS 342.82
Lineage: Eukaryota; Fungi; Ascomycota; Dothideomycetes; Mycosphaerellales; Dissoconiaceae
Exons: 3
Coding region: 80-955 (291 amino acids)
Source: RefSeq, a predicted model, not a curated record
CUCCGUGCUUCAAGGUGUAUGAAGGUUCUGCAACUGCUUUGGCUUAUUUCUAUGACUAGCGCAUCGCAUCGCCGACAAUAUGGGCGACGCACAAAUGACGCAACAGGCUGACGACGGGCCUCCAUUUCCGACGUUCACAGAGCGCAAGGUACAAGACGGUAUAAGUCCGUGGGCAUCGGAAGCAUAUUCGCGAUUGAUAUGGCCGAUUACCGGAGAGUUUCCGUCCGCGAUCUCAGUCAUGAAAGUGCGUCAAAGCAACACUGGUGAUGCAGAACCAUUAUUCAACCCAGCGACUGGAGAGUGGCACGAGAUUGCGUCGCAUUCAAUAACGAGAAAGAAAGUCUCGGCCAUCGAAGUAUUGGUUAGGAACCUAGACGCGUGGAGCUAUGUCUGGGAGUAUAAUCAUAUGGACCAUGCCGACCCAAAAAUUCCCGGGUGCGAGUAUAUCACCUAUGGUGACCUGAGCGACGAUGAUCGACCGUUUACAGCAAACCCAAUGCGGGAGGAUUGGACUUGGGAUUGGGAGGAGGACUCGGACAAAGAGUUCCUUGUCCGUUGCUGCGGUGAGGACCGCCCCUUGGGCAAAGCAGGCCGUACAAUGGAGGUUCGUCCAUCAGAAGGGAACGAUUUUGUGACGGUCAAGGAUUACGUUGGCGCGGUACACCCAUGGAUUGUGAGUAUGCGAGACGAUAUCAUCGGAGCACUGGAGACAGAAUUCCCUUGUCACCCGUCUACGAACUUGAAGUUGAGCACCGAUCGUAAUGAUGCUCCGCGACAUCGAAUUGAACCUGCCGAGUAUUGGGACAUGCAGAAUCCCUCGUCUCGAAUCCAGCUAUUUAGGACCGAUAACGCCCGGAACGGUGUUGCGAACUGGGACCGCCCAGGCUUAACUAUCGAGGAGCUGGAAGCUUGCGCGCGGGCUGGUACUGCUCAGGAAUACCUAAUUCAUAUAUAAUGUUCUUAUAUAAGCUUAGAUUAAUAGAAUAACGUCAAACACCA